Molecule: messenger RNA, 2130 nt
Organism: Gastrolobium bilobum
Lineage: Eukaryota; Viridiplantae; Streptophyta; Magnoliopsida; Fabales; Fabaceae
Product: F-box/LRR-repeat protein At1g67190-like
Exons: 2
Coding region: 797-2062 (421 amino acids)
Molecular function (GO): protein binding
Source: RefSeq, a predicted model, not a curated record
UGAGCAGAGAGAAGCCACGGCAAGGUCGCCGCCUUUUCGAGCGUCUCUUCUUCCCUUUAACUCGCGGCCGCGACGGUGACGGCGGUUAAGAGAUGGAGGCGGAGGCGCUCGGGUUUAAAGGUGUGGCAUUUUGCCGUCGGAACCCUGCGAUGACGACUGCCUGCGGCCAGAGCCCCUCUCUGUAUUUCGCAUUGGUUGGGGCUGUGAUGGCCACGCGGGCUAUCCAAAUAUCUCAUUGCUUUUUAUUUUUAUUUUUAUUUUUAAAUUAAGAUGUUCAUACUUUAAUUGCAUAGUUUUAAUUUCUCAAUGCUAAUUUUUUUAUAGCUACUCGACUGUUCAGUUGUGUAUAUGAUAAUGCUUUUUAAGAUGAAUGUGUGUAUAUAUUUUUUGAGAAAAAAAGUAUCUAAUUUUAUUUUAGAUAACUUUCUCUAAUGUUCAUCGAAACAACGUCAUUUUAAAAUUACAAAAACACUAUGAUUUUCGUCCCAAAACGAUGUUGUUUCGAUGAACAAAGUAACCUUAGAAAAAACAAACCCAUAUUUUCUUAGUAAUUUCUUACCGUUUUCACUUUACUUCCUUACUUAUUUGCAAUUUGGUUGUUGAUUAAUUGGUUUGGCAUGUUGAUGUGCUGAUUAAUUUUGUAAUAUAUUUUUAGUGAAAAUGUAUGUAACUAACAAAUAUUUCAAGGGAUGACAACUGAAGGUGCAGUACCUGCUGUGAGAGAUUGGUGGGACAGUGUGGAAGAAGUUAUAAUAGCAACAUUUGGGGUUCUUGGAUAUAUAAUUUUUGACACAUUAUGGAGAAUCUUCCUGUUGAAGUGAUUGGGAACAUACUGUCUCAACUAAAAGCUGCCCGGGAUGUAUUGGUAGCUUCUGCAAUCUCUAGGAAAUGGCGUGAAGCAUGCCGCAAGCAUCUUCACACACUGUCAUUUAGUUCCAAUGAUUGGCAUAUUUACCGUGAUUUGACAACUAGUAGGCUCGAAAUCUUGAUAACACAAACGAUUUUCCAAACUUCAGCAUUGCAAGCACUGUCAAUUUUGAUGGAAGACGUUGAGGAAUUCUCAGCUUCCACUGUUAUUGCUUGGCUCAUGUAUACAAGGGAAACUUUGAGGAAAUUGUUUUAUAAUGUAAGGACUAUGCCUAAUGUCAACAUUCUUGAUAUAUGUGGUAGGCAGAAGCUGGAAAUACUGGAAUUGGCUCAUAAUUCCAUUGCAGGGGUUGAACCCAAUUAUCAGAGGUUCCCUUGUUUGAAAUCCCUUUCCUUGAGUUAUGUCAGUAUAUCAGCAUUGGAUCUCAAUCUUUUGUUAUCUGCAUGUCCGAAGAUUGAAACUUUGGAACUCAUCAAUCCAGAGAUUACAAUGUCUGAUGCACAGGUGACGGUUGAACUGAAUAGUUCAACACUAAAGAGUGUAUAUGUAGAAGCAAUCAGUUUGGACAAGUUUAUAUUAGAGGCUGAUGGUAUUGAGUGUUUGCAUUUGAAAGAUUGUGCACUUGAGGUUUUUGAACUGAUUGGCAAGGGGACCUUGAAGCAUUUUAAGAUUGACGAUGUUAGUGUUAUACAUCUUGAUAUUGGUGAGACGGUUGAGAAUCUUGAGAUUGUAGAUAUCAGCAACUUCACAAUUAUAUGGCCCAAAUUCUACCAGAUGAUUUCAAGAUCAUCAAAUUUAAAGAGGCUUCGGCUUUGGGAUGUGAUGUUUGAUGACGAGGAUGAGAUUGUAGAUUUAGAAACAAUUGCUACAUGCUUCCCACACUUGAGCCAUUUAUCUUUGAGUUAUGAUGUUAGAGAUGGGGACGGGGUGCUUCACUUUGGUCUCCAAGGCUCUUCUUAUCUGCAGAAUGUUAUUGUUUUGCAGCUUGGCUGGACUGUGAUCAAUGAUCUAUUUUCCCACUGGGUUGAGGGGCUGCUUAAGCGAACUCCCAAUCUUAAGAAGCUGGUCAUCCAUGGAAUUGUUUCUGAGGCUAAGUCUGAUGAAGAAUGCCGGAUGUUAGCUAAUUUCACCACAUCAAUGGUUGAGCUUAUGAGGAGAUACACGCAUGUAGAUCCACAUUUUAAGUAUGAAUAGAAUUCUGCUAAACACCUUGGGAUAGAUCAAAUUUUUGUUUGUCGAAUUGUAUAGGCACAUUUGCUGGU